GCACACACACAGGCACGUACACGCACACACACACACACGCACACACACACACACACACACACACAGUACAUAUUGAACGCUAGUGUGACGGGUUGGAGGUUGCUCGGUCUCUUCCUGUUUCUGCUGCUGGGUGGGUGCUGAUGCUGAGGCUGAUGCUUCCCCACCUCGCUUCUCGCCCUGUUCCCUGCUAUCAUGGCGUCUCAGAAUUCUCCUGCCUCGAACUGUAGCUGGUGGCCGAUCUCAGCAAUAGAAAUCGACGGGAAAGACAACGAGGACGAACAAAGCUGCGCCCCGGCUCAGGAGCUGACUGGCUUCCUCCCUGACAAAAGCGAAAAAGACGGCGACAGCAUCGUCUUGUAUCAUUGGACUCAGAGCUUCAGCUCUCAAAAGGUUCGUCUACUGAUUGCAGAGAAAGGUGUGCCGUGUGAUGAACGGGAUGUGAGUUUACCAUUAACUGAACAUAAAGAACCAUGGUUUAUGCGGCUGAACUUAGGUGAAGAGGUGCCGGUGGUCAUCCAUGGGGACAAUAUCGUCAGUGAUUACAACCAAAUUAUUGAUUACCUGGAGAAGACCUUUGUGGGAGAAAACUACCCAAGGUUAAUUCCAGAAACGGGAAGCCUUAUUUAUCCCAAAAUGCAACACUUUAAAGACCUGCUCGAUUCACUUCCAAUGGACGCCUACACUCAUGGCUGCAUUCUUCAUCCUGAACUGACCACGGAAUCCAUGAUCCCAAAGUAUGCCACAGCUGAAAUCCGCAGGCACUUAGUAAACACUGCAGCAGAACUGUUGAAGCUUGACCAAGAACAACCUCAACUCACAGAGCCAUAUCUUUCCAAACAAAAAAAACUAAUGGCCAAGAUACUCGACCAUGAUGAUGUGAACAACCUGAUGAAAAUUCUGAGUGAGUUGGGCAAAGUUUUAGAUCAAGUGGAAGCAGAGCUUGAACAGAGGAAACACAAACUUGCAGACCAGAAGACUGGGACGUGGUUGUGCGGCUCUGAUUUCACAUUAGCCGAUAUCUCCCUCGGAGCAACGUUACAUCGCCUCAAGUUCCUGGGGCUGGCAAAAAAGUACUGGGGAAAUACAGAUCGACCCAAUUUGCAAGCAUAUUUUGAGAGAGUGCAGAAACGCCCCGCAUUUCGAAGAGUUUUGGGAGACAUACACACCACGCUGCUCUCGGCUGUUUUACCCAACGCGUUCCGCCUUGUGAAAAGAAAACCACCUUCUUUCUUUGGCGCCUCAUUUUUAAUGGGAACCCUCGGUGGAAUGGGCUACUUUGCUUACUGGUAUCUUAAGAAGAAGUACAUGUAACAAUAGUAAACGUAACUCUGUGGCCUGUGUAAUGUGUGAUUUAUGGAAUGUUUUAAAAUAUGUGAAUAAUUUCACCAGGUGAAUUAAUUCUGUAGUACUGUUAACAUUCCAUGCAAUAGGAUGGUAAUAAUAUACAGCGCAUAUAUUUUAUUUGCUAUUUCUUAAAGAAAAAAAAAACACGUUGGUUUGGAUUAUCCUUCAGACAUCAGGCCAGCACUUCACAAAGCUGCUUAAGUGUGAGCAGACAGCAAAUGAAGUUAGAGUCAGGAAACUGCAUUGUACAUUACAGUGUAAGAGCAAGAGAUCUGAUAAAACCCUGCCCCAUUGAAGGAAUUUAGAAAUAAACAGGCUCUCGUGAGUUGGACUGAAA
This is a messenger RNA of Leucoraja erinaceus (little skate), 1681 nucleotides long. RefSeq names its product ganglioside induced differentiation associated protein 1-like 1 (gene gdap1l1). The transcript has 6 exons. The record is from RefSeq and is a predicted model, not a curated record. The coding region runs from base 193 to 1311 and encodes 372 amino acids. Lineage: Eukaryota; Metazoa; Chordata; Chondrichthyes; Rajiformes; Rajidae.